This is a messenger RNA of Moneuplotes crassus, 713 nucleotides long. NCBI's taxonomy places the organism in Eukaryota, Ciliophora, Spirotrichea, Euplotida, Euplotidae. The record is from the annotation of a GenBank genome assembly.
ACAACCUUGAGAUAUCUUGACAACUGGCAGCAGACCAAAGAGCAUCCUGAUUACUUAGGAAUGGCGUUGUAUAGUAUCAAAGCACUUUUUACAUAUUUUAAAGCAUAUCAGCCAACUUUGACAACUCAGAGAGAUAUUCAUUACUUAUAUGAGAAGUCUGAGAAAGUCACUGCCGAGAGAUAUGACAAGAUGAUAGAAACAAUUACACAAAAAGUAAAGAACGAAGUCUUUAAAAGAAAGAUCCAAACUGCUAAAAGUGGUAAAAGAGACCAUCUUUCAACUCUUCAGAGAUCUAAAUAAAUCUUGGUUCAUUCCCCCUGAUAAAUCUCAGAAGAAUCUAAAAACAUCAGGUGACUUCCUGAACCAAUGCGCUCCAAAGGAGCCUCUUACAAGUUUGUACAUGAAGACUUAUAAGCAUUUUGGAAAUACUACUCAAGUCGGAAGUUUGAAAGGGUACUUCUCAACAUCAUGUGCAGCCGGAAGUCUUAUUCCUGAUCCAAAGCUUAUUCAUAAAGAAAUGAACAAACCGAAUAUGUUCCAAAAUGACUACGAAAGAAUAAACUCAAAGCUAGAAAACAACUUUAUUCCAAGUGUUCAAAGCCAUUUGCAGGGUCAAUUCAACACUCCAGUGUAUAAUAUUUCAAGAAGAUCUUUGACUAGAGCAGGCCCAAGGUUUGGAAUGACCAGAAGAAGACUUAGUAUGGAAUAAUAUA